Molecule: messenger RNA, 3510 nt
Organism: Plasmodium relictum
Lineage: Eukaryota; Apicomplexa; Aconoidasida; Haemosporida; Plasmodiidae
Exons: 10
Coding region: 1-3510 (1169 amino acids)
Molecular function (GO): protein binding
Source: RefSeq, a predicted model, not a curated record
AUGGACAAAAGCUUUAAAUUAAUAUCUAUUUUGGGGGAUAAUAUAGAUAAAAAAAGAAAUAUUCAUAUAAUAACUAAAAAUAAAAUAGGAUGUAUUAUCGAAGAUAUUAUAUAUAUUCUAAAUUUAGAAGAAAACGUAAUAAACUUAUAUAAGAAGCACAUUGGUGAUUUUAAUAAUUAUAUUGGUUGUUAUGUGUCUUUAUGGGAUAUUGAAGAAUAUAAAGAAAAAUAUAAUAUAAAAGUAAAAAAUAUAAAAAGUUACGAUUUUUUUAAUUAUUCUUUUAAUAAUAAAAAAGAAACUUAUAAAAAUAAUAUUUCAUAUGAACAGUGUAUGAUAUCAGACAUUAAUUUCAUAGAUACUCUUGAAUGUGUUGUGAUACUAACUAAUGACAAAUAUAAAACUAUAAGUUUUUGGUCUUUAUCAAAUACACAAAAACCUUUCUUAUGUAUUUAUACUCAUAUGAAUGAUAUAGAGAAUCUAUUUUUAUUCUUUAAUAAUGAUGCUUAUAAAGAUAAUAUAAGCAAUAAUAAAAAUAUAUAUGACUAUUUAGAAUAUUUAACAAUUUUAACAUAUAGCUCAACAAGUAUAUACAUAUGGGAUUUUUCCUUUUGCAUAGAAUUGAAAAUAAAUUGUUUUAAACCUAUUUAUAAUAAUUUAAUACCUUUAGAUCAAAUUUCAACAAUUUAUAAAAUUAAUUCAAAUAAGUAUUAUAUAGGAACCACUAAAGGAAAUAUUUAUCUAUUUUAUAAACAUAUUGCCAUAAAAUAUUAUGAAAUAUCUAAAAGAUGCAUUAAACUUAUAUUUUUAUUGGACAAUGUAUUGAUAUGUGUUUUAGAAAAUGGAAUGAUUUAUCAUAUUAAGGAGUUGGAUAACAAUGCCAAAUGUAGCAAAUUAGAUAUAAAUAUAUUAAUUAAUAAUUAUUACAAAAAAAAAUUUCAAAUAGAUGAAAAUAUUAUACCAUUCAAAUGGAUCAAUUACGCAGAAUAUUUUUUGAACUAUUUGUUAAUAGUUACCAAUACUCAUGUUAUUCUAAUUAAUUUAUAUAACAAUAAAUUUAUAAUUCUAAAAGAAAUAUUUGAAAAUGAUAUAUAUAUAUCAACUUUUAUACGAAACAAAAAUGAGCACAUUAUUGCGAUGGUUAAUUUCUUUGAAGAAGAAAAAAGUUUAAUAAGAAUGUUAAACCUUGAUAAUACACUAUAUAGUAAAGUUAAUUGUAUCAUCUCCACUUAUAAUAACAAAGAAAAACAAAAAAAAAAAAGUGAUAUAGAAAAAAUAAAUAAAAAAGAGAAAGAAGGAAAUGAUAAUAGAAUAAACAGUUUUAGUGAAGAUAAAUAUCAAAUACAGUUAAGAAGAGAAAAAAAAAGAAUUAUACGAAAAGAAAAUAAUAAUAUAAAUAACAUUUUUGUAUUUUCAAUAAAUAAUAAGAUAGUAUUUUAUGAAGAACUGAAUUCAACUCUCUCUCCAUUUUACUCAAUAUCUUAUUCUUAUAAUAAAUAUGUUACCUGCUUUGAAUUUAGUAAGGAUAAUAAAUAUUUGUUAUGCGGAUUUAAUGAAGGAUCGAUUCAUAUUUAUGUAAUUUUCAAUAAUAAAUGCCAUAAUUUUUACAGUGAUCAUAGUAUAAAUAAACUUAAAUUUAAAGAUAUGAAUAAUAAUUACUGUAUAGCACUUUAUAAAAUAUUUCGAAAUAAUCUUGAAGCCAUUGAUAUGAUCAAGCUAUAUGAUGUUAAUAAUAUGAAGUUGAUUGUUAGCUCAAAUAAAAAAAUAUAUUUAUAUGAUUUAUUUGAAAAUAGUAUUAAAAAUAUUUUCAAUUUGCCAUUAAAUUUGAAUUUGUCUUUUUUUGAAUUAUUUGACGAUUACAUUAAUGAUGAUAUAAAGCUUGCCAAUUUUUUCUUUAAAAAACAAAUUGAAGAAUAUAUUAAAUUAAAUAAAGAAGAUAUUCUUGAAUCAAAAGUGGACAAUUAUUUAAAAGACGUUUUAAAUGGCAUAAACUUCCUUUAUAAAAUUAUUUAUUUAGGGAAAAAAAAAAAAGAUGAUGAGCUUAGAGAUAAUAGUGAUAUUUCUGUUAAUAUAGGAAAUAAGAAUAAAAUAAAUUAUAAAAAAGAAGAAAUAUGUAUAAAGAAAAAAAUAAAUGAUAUAAAUCAAACAAACUUUAAGAAACACAUAAAUAAUGAAGAAUGUAAAAGUGAUAAAAAGGAAAUGAAUAAUAAAAUUUCAUAUCAUAAUUUAUAUAUAUUUAAUAAAGUUAUAUUUUUUUUGAAUAAUGAUUUUACAGAAAUAAGAAAAAUAAUAAAACAAAAAAAUAUAUUUAAUGAAAAUGAUACAAAUAAAAUAUCAAAACCUCACUUUUCUUUUAACCUAUUAAAUAAUAAAAAGGAAAGUGAUAGUAUAACUAAUGACUAUACUACUACUGACAAUAAUAUUAUUGAUUUUAUUUCAGAAAAUUUAAAAAAUUGUAAUUUAAUAAAUAGCCCAAUUUUUAAAAAAGAUAUAUUUUAUACAGAAUUACAUUUAGAUGGGAACUUAAUGAUAUGCUCAUUUAAAGAUGUGGUAUUUAUUUAUCUAAUAAAAGAAGAUACUGAAUUUUACCAAAAGAGAAAAUACAAUUAUUUGAAAUUUUUUGGAAGCAUUAUAGAAAUAAAGUCAUAUGAAAAUAGAAUAAGCAAAUUUAAUUAUGAGGAUUUUCCCAUUAUUGUUUGUGAAAAUGAUUUUUUAAAUGAUAAUGAGAAUUAUUUUUAUGUAAGCCACAAAAAAACAAAUAUCAAAAAAUAUAAUGAAAAUUCAAUUUGCAAAUGCCAAUUAAAUAAGAAUGAUGUUAGUAUAAAGGAAAUAAUAAAUACAAAUGAUGAAAAGAAAAAAAAAAAAACAAAAGAUAUGAAAAAUAAAGAAAAUGUUAACGAAAAAAAAUUUGAUUCAUUAAGAAAAGUUGAGAAAAAAUACCACAAUGUUAUAUUUAUGUAUAAUGAUUAUUUGUCCUUUGAAAAUUGUUUUAAUAAAUAUAUUUAUGAAAAUAAGUAUAGACAUAAAAAUUCUGCCCUAAAUAGUAAUCAAAUGAAAGAUAUUUUAUCUCCUCAUUAUACUUUUUGCUCAUAUUUAAAUCAAAAUUCAGCAUAUAUAUUAAGAGUACCUUACGCUCUAGAUUAUGAUGAAAAACAAAAAAAAACAACAAAAACAAAAUUAAAUGAAGUUUCUAGAAAUAUUUAUUUAGAAAAUGGUUCAAAUUUUGUAUACGAAAAAUCAAAUAGCAAAAAUACUUUUUUUUACAAGACAAUACAUUCUAAUUGCUAUUUUGAAGUUUUUAUAUAUGUAAAAGAAGGAAAUAUAGAUAGAGUCGAAAAAACAAAAACAAAUUCUUUAAAAUUUGUUUCUACUCAAAUGGAAGAGGAUAAUGUACUAGAAAUAAUUAUUCCUUCUACAAUAAGCAUUUAUUACGAACAAAUUUUAGUACAAAUGAACUCGUUGCAUAACAUGUGCUAUUUGUCUAUUCCUCUUUUAAAAAAGAAAGAAGAAUGA